CUCUUUCACUAGAAAGAUUAAAAAAAACUGAAAAAUGUUUUUCAUCAAAAAUCAAUUGCUUUCAUCUAUAAUAUUCACAUUACAAAUAAUCUCAAAUUUAAGCCCAAUCAUUAGUGAUGAAUUUGUUGUUCAUCAUGAUCGAUUGGAAAAUGGCGAUGUCGAGCAUCUAAUGCAUCGCACUUCCUCAUCAUCUAUUAUUGAAGAUGAUGAUGAUGAAAAUGAAUAUCCUGAUGAUCAUCAUUGUUCUGAUGGUCAGUUUCAAUGUAAAUAUUCUCGCGAAUGUAUUCCAAUGGGAUGGCUAUGUGAUGGUGAAGAUGAUUGUGGCCUUAUUCAACAUGAGAAUAAUAGCCAAUCAAAUGGUAUUCAGUUGAUGGAUACAAGUGAUGAAGACCAUUAUAAUUGUCAUCGGAGCAAUCAGUGUCCACGAAAUUAUUUUCGUUGUUCCAAUCUAAUCACUUGCAUUAAAUUAGAGCAAGUAUGUAAUUCAGUUUCCGACUGUCCAGAUGAUUCGGAUGAAGCAAAGUUUUGUGAAGAUAAUAAAAAUUCAUGUAAUCUAUUGAAAUGUGAUCAUGGAUGUCGACCUUUGCCAAAAGGAGCCGAAUGCUUUUGUCCGGACGGUUUUGAAUUCAAUGAGAACAAAUGCGUACCACUUACUCGUUGUAUUCACGACGAGCAAUGUGAUCAAUUGUGUUUGGAUGCGAACGAUACUUUUCAUUGCAAAUGUAUUGAAGGUUAUUCACUCGUAAAUAAUUCUAAAUGUAUUGCUAUCAAUGAUCCAAAAUCUUCACCACUUUUAAUGGCUAUUAAUUUCGAGAAUGAAAUUCAAUUAAUAAAUCCCGAACAAUUGUCUGUCCAAUCGAAAAUUUCUCUUGAACAACAAAAUCAAUCUAUAAUUUCUACUUUUGAUUAUGAUUUUAGUGGUCAUUCUAUCUGCUAUGUACGAAAACGUAACUAUGAUGAAAUUCAACUUUUUCGAUUAGGUUUAUUACAGACGGUUCAUCAUGAUCAAAAUCUAAGUCAAAUUGUCUGCAAUGAUUGGAAUGGUGACAAACUUCGCACUAAAUUCUUUCAUAUUAAAUCACCAUUUCAUUCGUCCAUAUAUGUUCGGCAAAUCAUCUAUGAUUGGAUCGGACACAAUUGGUAUAUGUUGGAUUCAAUCAAUGAAUUGAUUUUUGUUUCAGAUUUUCAAUUCAAUUAUUGUACCAACAUAAUUGAACAUGGUUUGAAUAAGCCUAAAAUGCUUGCAUUAGAUCCUACAAAUGCUCCCGGACAUCUGUUUACUGUGGAAUGGGGACCAAACGCUUUACUGAAACGCUUCGAUCUCGACGGAACUAACAUGAAGAUUUUAGUUCAAGAACGCAUAGUUUAUCCAAGUUUAAUAUCGUUGGAUCCAACGAAUGACCAUAUUUAUUGGUUUGAUUCAUAUUUGGAAACAUUGGAACGUAUCUCUUAUUGGGGUCAAAAUCGAAAAAUUUUACUCAAAAGUGAUUUGGCAAAUCGGAUUAUUGAUUUCGAAGUAUUCGAAAAGAAACUUUAUUUUUUGAUAGCAAAAAAUGAUACACAUUCUUCUGACGAAAUGUCAUCAUCUCUCAUGAUUAUUAAUGCUUUCAAUUUCAAUCACAAUGAAAUGAAUGUCGUGAUGAACUUUUCUUCCAAAUCUGCAAAAGAAUUACGAAUUAUUCAUCGCCAACAUCAGCCAAUCGUCGCAAAGGCUUCACAUCCAUGUUCCGUUAGAAAUGGUGGCUGUGACCACCUUUGUAUAGUGAAAUAUGACAAAAAUUCAAUUCCUAUUGCGAAAUGUCAAUGUUCCAGCGGAUUUCGUUUGGAUCUAACCUCUAACAAAUGUUUGUACGAUCAAUCUAGAUUAAAGUUGUUAUAUGUUCGUGCUCGUCCUGGUUCGGUCAAAGUUUUCUCAUUACCGAAAUCAUGGACACCGGAUACUGGCAAAAAUAUCACCAGUCAACCGAUAACUAUUUCAACGAUGCCAUCUACAAGGCCAGUCGCAGUUGAAUAUGAUAUUGAAACCGGAACAGUAUUUUACUCCAAUAUUCAGCGUUACGUAAUAAAUAGUUUUGUAGUCAAUGUGUCGAAUACUAGCGAAGGUUAUCUACGUCAAGCAUCAAUAUUUUUAGAUAAAAGUAUCAUCCGCUGUGAAGGAUUGGCUGUGGAUUGGAUCGGAAGAAAUUUAUAUUGGACUGAUAGCGCAAUGUUGACCAUUAGUGUGGCUAAUCUAGAUAACAGUACCUUCAGACGAACAUUGAUUUCGGAUGAUUUAAAUCAUCCAAAGUCAUUGGUACUUGAUCAUCAUCAUGGAUGGAUGUUCUGGACGGAUUGGUCAUUCAAUUUGAAUCAUUCAGGAAGAAUUGAACGAUCAUUAAUGAAUGGUGAACAACGAUCAAUCAUCGUAAAAGAAGAUCUCACCUAUCCAAAUGGUCUGACAAUCAAUGAGAAAUACAUUUAUUGGUGCGAUUCAUACUUUAAGCGUUUGGAACGUGCUGAUCUUGAUGGAAGCAAUCGCAAACUUAUUUAUGCAGGACCUGAUCUUGGAUCACCUUACAGUGUGGCUUAUUUUCGGGAUCAUCUUUACUGGACUGAUUAUCGUCAAGGAGUAAUAAAAAGUCUUCAUUUAUCGGAUCCGAACAAAGUGAAAAUUGUUGUAAUUGAUAAUCCCCCUCUUUAUGAUAUCAAAUUCAUCGAUUUUGAUCAGCGAGCUCCAAAUAACAAAUGUCAUAAUGCAAAAUGUGAACAUCUUUGUCUGAUCGGAAUCGGUCAGCAAGCUCAAUGUUAUUGUUCGGACGGUUUUCAACUAUCAUCAUCAGAUUUUCGAAGUUGUAUUGCUUUGACAAAUUACACUAAACCUUCUUUAUGUAAAAAAGGAGAAUUCGAAUGCCGAAAUGUAUCACAAUGUAUUGAUAAUCGUCAUGUUUGUGAUGGUGAUGUUGAUUGUCUUGAUGGUUCGGAUGAAGACACAAGCGUAGGAAGUAUUUGUGAAAAACUAAAUUGUCAUGAGGACUAUUUCCGUUGCGACAAAAAUCGUUGCGUGAUGCCACAUUGGGUUUGUGAUGGUCAAAGAGAUUGUCUAGAUGGAACAGAUGAAAUGCAAUUUGAAAAUUGUACUAAAGUAAUCUGUGGUCCAAUGUUUUUCAAAUGCAACAGUACUGGCCGAUGCAUUCCACGUAAUUGGGUUUGUGAUUCGGAUUUUGAUUGCGGUGCUGAUGAUCAUUCGGAUGAAGAAGACAAUUGUAGCUAUAGGAAAUGCGAUGAAUCGAUUGAAUUUCGUUGCCGAAACGGUCGUUGCAUAUCUUAUGAAUUUAUGUGUAAUGGCGAUGAUGAUUGUAAAGAUGGAUCGGAUGAAUCAGAUUGUAAAAAAUCAAUACAAUCUAAUUCCAAUAAAUGUUUGGAACGAAAUUCCAAUCAAACGCAUUUUGUUUGCGAUUCAAAUACUAAAUGUUUACCACUGUUUUUACGCUGCAACGGUAUAAUCGACUGUAUAGACAGUAGUGAUGAAAAAAAUUGCUUACACACCUCACUAAAUCAUACGAAAUUGAUGAAACAAUCUCAUUUACGAUGCAAUCAUCGCAAAGAAUUUCAAUGUGAAACAACCGGAAAUUGCAUCUCGCUGGAAUUGCGUUGUAAUGGUUCACCGGAUUGUACAGAUUAUUCGGAUGAAUUCAAUUGUACGAAAUUGAAUUGUCGAUCUGGAGAAAUUCCAUGUUUACCAUUGAUGCAAUGUUUCAAUCAUCAUGUUAGAUGUGACAAUGUACAAGAUUGUCCGGAUGGUUCCGACGAAUACGAUUGUUUUGAAGACACAUCAAUUCUUUCGCAAUCAUGUCAUCAUCCAAAUCGUACAUGCAUGGAUCGCUCCACUAAUCGUACAAUUUGUUUGGAUAUAUCCAAAUUUUGUGACAAUCAUCCCGAUUGCCUUGAUGGAUCAGAUGAAGGUGACCUAUGUUCGGAUGAUUUUUGUUUCAUGUCAGAUCCUAUUUGCAAAGGACAUUGUAAAAAUGUUCCUUAUGAACCUGGAUAUAUAUGUUACUGUCCACUCAAUCUGUCAUUGGCUGUCGAUGGUGUAAGCUGUACAGAUGUUCAUCCAUGUGAACAAUGGGCUGUUUGUUCACAAUUAUGUCUACCAACAUCAAAUUUUUCAUCUUCAACUAGUCAACGAGGAUAUAAAUGUGAAUGUAUUGAUGGUUAUUUUCUCGAUCCUAAAGAUAAUUUCACUUGCAAAAGCACAUUAUUGUCAUCUCCCAUUCUUUUGUUCUCCAAUCGGAAUCAAAUUCGUUCUAUUAAUUUGCAAACAAAUUCAGCCAACCUCCUUCUUUCUGGUUUGAAAAAUUCAAUAGCUUUGGAUUAUCUAUAUGAUACUGAUCAAAUAUUUAUAUUUUGGUCCGACGUGAUUGACGACCGUUUAUAUCGAGGGGAAUUAGUACAAUCAGCUAUCACCAACAUUGAAGCAAUUAUUGAAGGAAGUUUAAGUUUUGCCGAAGGUCUUGCUGUUGAUUGGUUGGCGCAUAAUUUGUAUUGGGUAGAUUCAAAUUUUCAUCAGAUCGAAGUUGCUCAUAUGGAUGGUUCUUUUCGCAAAACUCUUCUCACCGAACAUUUGUCGAAUCCACGAGCCAUUGCUUUAGAUCCGAAUCGGUUCGUUAUGUUCUGGACAGAUUGGGAUUCUAGCUUACCCAGAAUAGAAUCAGCUUCUAUGGACGGUACAUCACAACAUAUCGUAAUUCAAGUUGAACCUGGAUCAUGGCCCAACGGCAUAACAUUGGAUUUUGUUUUGCAACGAAUCUAUUGGAUUGAUGCUAAAACUGAUACGUUGAGUACUGUUCGUUAUGAUGGCAAAGAUUUUCGUAAUAUUCUUGUGGGUAAUGAUUUUCUUACUCAUCCAUUCGCAAUGUCACUGUAUGAAAAUUAUGCCUAUUGGAGUGAUUGGCGUACAAAUUCAUUGGUACGGGUCAACAAAUGGAAUGGAACGAAAGUUGAAGUCAUUGCUCGAACAUUUUCUCAGCCAUUCGAUGUCAAAAUUCUCCAUCCUAGCCGCCAGCCUAAACUGAUCAACUUUACUCGAUGUAUGGUUGAUAAUGGUGGAUGUUCACAUCUUUGUUUAUUAUCGAGUACUGCACCCGAUAAUUUUGCCUGUGAUUGUCCCCUUGCCAUGCGUUUGGGACCAGAUUCGCGAAACUGUAUCUUUAAUGAUGCUUUUCUUAUGAUAUCAAAGCAGAACGAUGUUCGCGGCAUCGAUUUGAUUCGACCAAAUUAUUUCAUUCUUCCACCUAUUUCUCUUCCCAAAGUUGUUCAUCCAAUCCAGUUAGAUUAUGUGGCACGAAACAAACACAUUUAUUGGGCCGACCUUUUAUCAAAUGAAAUCAAGCGAUUCUCCUUGUUGAAUGGAACCAUUAAAAAUAUAAUCGAUACUGUUAUUCAACAUCCUCAAACGUUUGGAAUCGAUUGGAUAGCGGAAAACAUAUUUAUCAUAUCAAAACCUGAUCGAGAUUCAUUCAUUUCACCAUCCAUGUUUUCCGGUGAUGAUUAUAAUGAUGAAUAUGAAAUUAUCUAUGAAGAUGAUUCUGAAGAUUCGCCCACUAUGCAUAGAGCGAGACGAGAUUUCAACAAUCAUCGAAAUAGGCAAAGAGUUUCUAAGCUUUUUGUCUGCAAUCUUGAGGGCGAAUUCAUCACCGAAAUCAUACCUGAAAAAUAUUUUGAAAAUCCUCAAUCUUUAGCUGUUGAUCCACUAAAUGCGCUUCUUUAUUGGUCGGAAUAUUCGCUUGAAGAAAUUUCCGGACCAAAUGAGACUAAAAAAUUCACUCAUAGAACAAAAUUGGUGCGUUCACGUAUGGACGGAACAGAAUUAUUUAUAUUGGCGGAUAGUAAUAAUCCUCAAUCAUCAUUAUUAAAUAAAUCAACCAGUCUAAUCUUGGAUCUUUAUCUUAAUUGCUCUAGACUAUAUUGGGUUAAUUUAGGAUCACGAUCAAUACAAUUCAUGGAUUUGAACAACCAAGAAAUUAAAACAAUUUUUAUGGUCAAACUUGAUGAUGAUCCAUUCCCGACAUCUGUGACAAUUUUUGGCUCUAAAUUAUUUGCAUUUUUUCAUCAUGAUGGAAAUAUUCAAACAAUGGACAAAACUCUCGGUAUCGAUCAACAUAUGUUCCUAAACGAUACUGAAGAUUUAUUUAGCAUUCGUAUUUAUGAUGCUGAAGUGCAAAAUCGUAUGGAUCAAAAUUUGUGUUCAAAAGCCCGUGGUGGAUGUUCACAUCUUUGCGUAAUGAUUACAAAUGAUAAACGAAAAUGUCUUUGUACUAUUGGUUUUCGAAUAAAUCCUACUGAUGAUACCAAGUGCAUUGGUGAACAAGUAUUCUUAAUGUAUUCAUGGAAUUGGGGUAUUAAAGGAAUACCGAUAACACCAAUAAAUGACACUGAACCAUUGAAUCAGCAAUAUGAAAAAAAGAAAAAUUCAAGCAAAGAAUUCUCUUUAUUACCUCCAAUAUCGUCCGUCAUGUUGGCAUCUUCGAUUGAUUUUGAUUCAGCCAAUGAGAUGCUUUAUUGGGCCGAUUCGGAUGAAGGAUCCAUUUCAAGACUUGCUCGUGAUACAUCUUCAUAUUAUCGUUUGAUAAACAAUCUUGACAAAUUAAUCGAUUUUGCCCUCGAUUGGAAUGCAUACAAUCUAUAUUGGAUUGAAGAGCAAUACGGAUUGAUUGAAGUGAUAAAAGUAAAUGGAAGUGAAAGCCGAUUGGUUAUUGUUUCACAAGAUAUAAUCAAACCAACAUCAUUGGCCGUUCAUCCAGGUCUUGGUUUUCUUCUAUGGUCAGACGUAGGUCAUAAUGAUUCUGUACGUAUCGAACGUUCGCUCUUGGAUGGUUCAAAUCGUAUAACAUUGUAUUCAAAUGAUAAAAAUCAUUCCAUCAAUGAUUUAGCUGUAGACAUCAUUGCUAACCAAUUAUAUUUUGCUGAUCUUUCUGAUCAAACCAUUGUGCAAUUAUCGUUGACAGAGCAUACAGUCGGUAAAAUACCCAAAGCUAACAUUGUAUUGAGUAAUAUUCGUAGCCCAAUCUCAAUUUCUGUUUAUGAUCGGUUCUUAUAUUGGGCUGAUACGAAUUUCUAUGGCGGUUCAAUUCUUGCUAUUCGCACUGAUAAAUUUAUCAAUGAUGCCAAUUUAACAAUGUCAACCAAACUUACUGGUGUCACUUUAUUAGACAUGAACAUUGGUGACAACAUCAAAGACAUUAUGGUCUAUUAUCGUCGACCAAUUUAUCCACGUAAUGCUUGUGCACAUAAAAAUGGUGGUUGUCAGGAUUUUUGUUUCUAUCUUGGUGGCGAUCGUGGUCAUCAUUGUUCAUGUUCAUAUGGAUAUGUUUCACCCAUCGAUAAUCGAUCAUGUCUCGAAUAUGAUACAUUCUUGAUUUAUUCACGUAUCAAUCAAAUUGAUUCAAUUCGUAUAACACAAUCAAACAAACAUAAUUUUACAUCAACUCAACAUUCAUAUUCAUCCAAAUUUAUUGAUCAUCUGGAACCAAAUGUAGCAAACGCUCCCUACCGUCCUAUUAUUCAUGCUAACAUCAGAAACGUCAUUGGACUUACCUAUGAUUAUGCACGACGAAGAAUUAUUUACACUGAUAUUCAACGAGGAACAAUCAACUGGUGCUAUUUCAAUGGAUCUGAGCAUCAAAUUCUUUUGGAUAAACAAGGUCCAAUCGAAGGAAUUGUUUAUGAACCAGUGUCGAAAUUUCUUUAUUGGACCUCAAAUUUUGAUUCUUCAGUUGCUAAAUUAAAUUUAACUAUCGUUCCUGAAUCGAUGGGCAGCAAAUCUAAACAACCAGCUAUGAAUGGAAGUUUAGUGAUUAGAAUUAUUAAACUCACAACAGAAGAUCGAUUGAGAGGAAUUGCCAUCGAUCACUGCCGUCAACUAGUUUAUUGGACGAAUUGGAAUGCUAAAAACCCAAGUAUUCAACGUUCACAUGUUUCUGGUUUUGGUCAACAAUCCAUUAUUACCGAUGGAAUUCGUAUGCCAAAUUCAUUGGUCAUUGAUCAGCCUCAAAAACAUUUCUAUUGGGCUGAUGCCCGUUUCAAUAAAAUUGAAAAAUGUGAUCUCGAUGCUAUUCAAUGUGUCGUGUUACUUCGACAAACUGUUCAACAUCCGUUUGGUUUAGCUAUUCAUGAUGAUCAUCUUUAUUGGACCGAUUGGGCAGCUCAUUCAGUAUUUCGAUGCGAUAAAUAUUCGGGAGCAGAUGUUGUUACCCUUAGGCGAAACAUCAUAAGACCUAUGGGUUUAGUUGUCAUUUCACCUUAUCAUCAAAAUUCUUUGGACAAUUAUUGUAAUGCAUCCGCUCAGCCAUACGAUCCAUGUCUUUUAUCCAAUGGUGGUUGUGAAGAUAUUUGUACAACAAAAAUUCUCACUACAAUUUCUAUACCUGAAUGUUCUUGCUUCGAAGGUCGAAUUAUGAGUCGCGAUGGGCGACGUUGUCAUUCAGUAAAUUCUUCAUGUUCUUCAGAUCAUGGUUUAUUUGAAUGUAAAAAAAUGGGUCUUUGUAUACCGUUUGAAUUAACUUGUGAUGGUGUUCCCAAUUGUCCACAAGAUCAUUCUGAUGAAGAUCCUUCUUAUUGUACAAAUAGAACUUGCCCACAAAAUUAUCAUCAAUGUUCGAAUAAUCUUUGUAUAAUGACAUCGAAAAUUUGUGAUGGCACUAUCAAUUGUCCGGAUGCUAGUGAUGAAAAACAUUGCGAUUGUCGUCAACAAGGCAAAUUUAAAUGCAACAAUGGUAUUUGUAUAUCUGAGGUUUUCCGAUGUAAUUAUGCUCCUGAAUGUCUUGAUGGUUCGGAUGAAUUUGAUUGUCCUAAGCCAAACUGUACGAAAGAUGAUAUAACUAAUGAGCCAAUGAUCAAUUGUCUACGCACAACCGCUUGUAUUUCACCCAAAUGGAUAUGUGACGGUCAAAAUGAUUGUUGGGAUAAUUCGGAUGAAGCAAAUUGUUUUUCCAACUUCAACAAAACGAUUUCUCAUUUAAUUCAACGACCACAGCAUAAACAUCGACAGCCGAAUGAAACUAUAGAAACGGCAAUCACUGUUGAUUCAAACUCCACAACAAAGCAUGAUGAUGAUUCCUGUGCUGAAGAUCAAAUACGUUGUAAUAGUAGUGAAUGCAUUUCAAUCAUUUGGAGUUGUGAUGGAAACAAAGACUGUUUGGAUGGUUCAGAUGAAUCACCUGAAUUUUGUCGACAUAAUAUUUGUCCUGAAGAAAGAUACUUUCGUUGUCAAACCACCGGUAAAUGCAUACCGUUACAAUGGGUUUGUGACGGUGAACAAGAUUGUUUCGAUGAAUCGGAUGAAUUAAUGUAUCCGAAUAAAACUUUAUGUUCAUCAAAUAUUACUAAAACAUCCAAUCAUGAUAGUGGUGUCAUGCAUCGAAUCUGUAAUCACAAUGAAUUUCAAUGUCAUAAUUUUCAGUGCAUUCAUAGUAAAUUCCUUUGUGAUGGUCAAUAUGAUUGUAGCGAUGGAUCAGAUGAAGCAACAGAAUUUUGUCAACGACAGACACCUUCAAAACCGAAAUUAUGUUCACCCAAUGAAUAUCGUUGUACGAUAAAACAUAAAUGUAUACCACGUUCAUGGAUUUGUAAUGGAAUUCAAGAUUGUGCUGGUGGUGAUGAUGAAGCUGUGAAACUUUGUGCUAAAUCAUCCAAUGACAAUUCUUCAAUUUUAACCAUAGAUGGAUCAUCAUUGCGAUGUAAAGACGGACAGUUUACCUGUAAUAAUGGUGUAUGCAUUGAUUUCAAUCAUAUUUGCAAUGGGGAUAAUGAUUGUGGAGAUUUUUCCGAUGAAAAUCAAUGCAAUAUUAAUGAAUGUGAAAGUAAUCUUGUUUGUGCACAAAAAUGUGAAGAUAUGCCUAUCGGAUAUCGUUGUAGUUGUUACGAUGGUUUUGAACCUCAAGACGGUGGUCGUGUUUGCCGUGAUAUAAAUGAAUGUGAACAAAAUGUUUGCUCACAAAUUUGUCGUAAUACAAUCGGUUCCUAUGUUUGCUAUUGCGCCGAAGGAUAUGUUUUAGAUUCUGAUCAUGUCACUUGUCGAAGUAUAUCAUCAAAAGAAACACAUUUAUUAAUCAAUACACAUGAUGGUAUUUAUCAAUUAAAACCUGUCGAUAAACAACGUCAACGUAAAGAUGUCCGUAUAUUGCUUGGUGGCCUUAAUAACGCUGUAGCUUUGGAUUUUGAUUGGGAAAGUGAAUGUGUGUAUUGGUCCGAAAUAACUGUUGUAUCAGCCUAUAUCAAAAAAUCAUGUCGAUUGAAAGCCUAUAAUCUGACCGAGGAUGGUCAAAAAAUUUCUUCUAAUUCAAACAAUAUUAUUGCAAAAGUUGAAAUUUUACAUUCGAACACUCUUCAAAGUCCAGAUGGAAUCGCCGUAGAUUGGAUUGGUCGAAAUCUUUAUUGGUGCGAUAAAGGUAAAUCAACAAUAGAAGUUUCCAAAUUGGAUGGCAAAUUUCGUCGAAUUCUCAUUCGACGUCAACUUGAAGAACCACGUGCUAUUGCGUUAAAUCCAUUAGAAGGAUUAAUGUUCUGGUCCGAUUGGGGUGAACGACCAUAUAUUGGUCGCGCAUCAAUGGAUGGCAGUCAACAGCAAAUUAUCAUUGAAGAAAGUCUUGGCUGGCCUAAUGCUUUGACUAUUGAUUUCAUACGUCGAAAACUUUAUUUUGCCGAUACGCGGGAAGAUUAUAUAGGUAUGGUUGAUUUCGAUGGCCAAAAUCGUUUGAUAAUUGUUGAUCAGAAAACCCGUUAUACGGGACAUAUUUCCGGUAUGUCUUAUUUUGAAUCACGACUCUAUUGGACCGAUUCACAUUCAAGUUCAGUAAUCUCGUGCCCUGCAUUGAAUUGUUCUUAUGAAAAUUUUGUACAACAAAUGACUUUUCACCGACCAAUGGAUAUUAAAGUAUGGCAUCCGGAUCGUCAGCCCUCGUUAUCGCGAAAUAUGAAAAAUCCCUGCAAUUCAUUCGAUGUUAACAAUCAGACGGGCAAAUGUUUAGCAUUGUGUUUGCUCAAAUCACAUAAAAGUAAAUUAUCAGGCACAUGUACAUGUCCAGAUAAUUAUAUUCUUAAUGAAGAUCAAUAUUCAUGUCGUAGUAAUUGUUCAUAUUCUGAAUUUGUUUGCAACAAUACCUACAAAUGUAUUCCAUUUUGGUGGAAAUGUGAUACACAAGAUGAUUGUGGCGAUGAAUCAGAUGAACCCGAUGAUUGUCCACCUUUUCAUUGUAAUCCUGGUCAAUUUCAAUGUCAAAAUCAUCCAGAAUGUAUUUUACCGCAACAGAUUUGUGAUGGAGUUUCAAAUUGUGCCGAUGGUUCUGAUGAAAAAAAUUGUGAACAACAUGUUUGCAUGCCAAAUCAAUUCAAAUGUCCUACAUUCAACAACAUAACUUCAUAUUGCAUCUCAGCUACUAAUCGUUGUGAUGGCAUUAAUGAUUGUUCGAAUGGUGAAGAUGAAAUUAAUUGUGGUUGUCCGAAAACGGCGUUCAGAUGCUUGAAUAAGAAAUGUAUCUCUAAAGAAUGGGAAUGUGAUGGUGAAGAUGAUUGUGGAGAUGGAUCAGAUGAAUACGAAGCUUGUACUCAACGUUCUUGUGGUCAUCUACAUUUUCGUUGUGAUUCUGGUCGUUGUAUUCCUUAUAAUUGGAAAUGUGAUGGUGAACCCGAUUGUCCAACACAUCAAGAUGAAUUGUAUUGCGAAAAUGAUGGAAAUAAAAAUUCAUCAUUAGUUUGUGAUGAAAAUCAUUUUCAUUGUGACAACAAUCAUUGUAUUCAAAUGUUUUAUCAUUGCGAUUGGGAUGAUGAUUGUGGUGAUGGAUCAGAUGAGCGUAAUUGUACGCUGCCAAAAUGUCAACCGGAUGAAUUUCAAUGUGAUAAAGGCUAUAAAUGCAUCAGAAAUGAAUUAAGGUGUAACGGCGAGCCGAAUUGCGCCGAUCAAUCCGAUGAAAUUGAUUGUCAUUAUGAAUGUGAUGAAGAAAAUCAUUUUCUUUGUCCUAACAGUACAAUUUGCAUAUUGCCCGAAUGGAAAUGCGAUGGCGAUCAUGAUUGUUUUGAUGGAUCGGAUGAACUUAAUUGUAGUAAUAAAUGUUCAGCCAAAGAUUUUACAUGUAACAAUCAACAAUGCAUCUAUGGGCCAUGGCGUUGUGAUGGUGAAAAAGAUUGCCUUGAUGGUAGUGAUGAAGAUUUGGAUCUAUGUUCUCGAUUGGCUUGUCCAGUGAAUCGUUUUCGUUGCACAAAUGGAAUUUGCAUAUCAAAACUUCGACUUUGCGAUGGCAGCGAUAAUUGUGGUGAUGGUUCUGAUGAAAUUCCCGAAGUUUGCAAUGAAAUUAAACAUGAAUGUUUAUUGAGCACAAGCAUUAAUUCCGAUCAUCGAAAUCGAUUCCUAUGUUUGAAUAAUAAACAAUGUAUCGAUAUCUCCCUUCACUGUAAUGGCAUCGAUGAUUGUGGUGAUGGCUCAGAUGAGCUUAAUUGCGAAGAUGUGAACAUUGUAGACAAACCAAUUGCAGAUAAAAAUGUUACAAUUGUAGCCACAACUUUUCAUGUCCAUCAAGAAAAUUGUCCAUUUGGAUUGUGUUCACAAACUUGUGUAUCUAAAAUUAAACACUUUCAUCAUACAUCUAAUCAUACGGAAAAACAAUUUCAUCAUCAUUUUAUGUGCACGUGUUCCGAUGGCUAUAUUCGAUUAUCCAUGCUGAAUGCUGGUAAUAAUGAUAAUUCUUCCUUAUCAUCAUCAUCAUCAUCAGUUAAUCAAUUAAGCACAUGUCAAGCUAAUGGUCGACAAGCUGCAUUACUGGUUUCCUCUGAUUCCGGAUUUCGUGUCAUAAAUCCUUACAAAAAUAUAGUUCAAGAAUUAUACAAUUUAUUUGCAUUUUCAUCACCAAUGGAUCUUAAUCUAACUUUAUCGCUUAAUCGAACGUUUAUUAGUCGCAUCGAAUCGUUUGAUAUUUUCUAUGAUUCAAAUAUAUCUAGUAUUUUUUGGACUAAUCCACAUAAGAAAAGCUUAUAUCGAAUUGAUCUAUCUUUUGCAGAUCAAAUGUUCAAUUUCAAUUCUGAACAUCAUUAUUCACCGAGUCCAUCAUCCAACUUAAACAUAAGCGAUCCAAUCGCCAUAGUCGAUAAUAUAGAUAAUCCUCGAGGAAUAGCAGUCGAUUGGGUUGGACGUCAUGUCUAUUGGAUUGAUUCAUCGAUUCCGGCUAUAAUCUUAACAACUUUUGAUGGUGAUAAGCGAAAAACUUUGAUCUCUUCACAACCACUUGAACAACCUUAUGAUUUAAUUGUCGAUCCGAAAAAUUGUCUUAUUUUCUGGUCAGAUUGGAGCCACACAAGUACUAUUAAGAUUGGCCGUGCACAACUUGAUGGGUCAUCAUUUCGGCCAUUGGUUAGUAAUGAUAUUGAAUGGCCACUUGGUUUGGCAUUGGAUUUCGAGGCUGGACGACUAUAUUAUACAGAUCCUAAAACAUCAAUUAUAGAAACUAUUCGUAUCGAUGGAAGUGAUCGAAGACAAAUCUAUUCGUUACAUCGUUUCCAGCAUAAACCAUAUCGAAUCGAUGUUUGGGAAGAUUAUCUCUAUGUUAGCACAUUACCGAAUCAUCAGAUAUUGAAACUAAACAAAUUUGGUAAUCAUAAAUUUACAUCAUUGGUUCGAAAUAUACCAAAACUCAAUGAUUUGGUCAUCGUUCAUGAAUGGAAACAGAAGAAAAAUUUUACUUAUCCAUGUCAAGCAAAUCCAUGUCGUUUGCAAAGCAAUUUUCUUUGCAUCGCUCAAACACCACAAAAUGCCAUUUGUGUUUGUCCCGAUGGUUUUCGAAAAAUAUUAUCCAUUAAGAAUGAAGCUGAAUGUAUUCAAGUGCCGACAACGACCUCAACAAUUGAUCAAAAUUCGAGAAAAAAUGAAGAUUUAACCAGAACACAAUGUCCAUGUUUAAAUGGUGGUCGAUGUCGUUAUCAUCCAAAAGAUGAUAGCCUUUUUUGUGAAUGUACACCUUUGUAUGAUGGAAUACAAUGUGAGCAUUUUCGUUGCGCUGGUUAUUGUCAAAAUCAUGGCUUGUGUUAUAUUGAUAUGUCUGAUAUGACUUCUAUAUAUCAGGAAAGAAGCCUGCAAUCAACGGAAUCAAUAAACACCGGCAAACUUCGUUGUAUGUGUCCAUUCGGAUGGAAAGGCGAUCGUUGUGAGAUUGAAAUGAAAAGUUGUAAUAAAGAUUAUUGUUUAAAUCAUGGUGAAUGUCUGGACAAUUAUUCUGAUAGUUCGAUUCGUUGUGAUUGUCCAUCUGGUUUUUUUGGCGAACAAUGUGAAAUAUGUGGCAAUUUAUUCUGUAAAAAUGAUGGUCAUUGUUUGAUAAAUAAUUCGACAAAUAUUGCCAAAUGUCACUGUCCUCCCGGUUUUGCUGGAAAACAUUGUGAAUUGCAUCUUUGUUCUAAACAAUAUUGCAACAAUCAUGGAGUCUGCUAUAUUGAUCGUCAGACAGAAAAUAUUCGAAAUUUUGAUGAAACAAGUAUUCGAUUCCGUUGUCAAUGUGAUUCGGAGUUUUCUGGUGAGCAUUGUGAAAUUCACUCAACUCAAGAUAAUAAUACGGUUGCAUCAUCCACAAUCGCAACAAUCAUUACUAAAACAUGUCAUGAUCUCAAAUGUUUGAAUGGAGGUACUUGCCAUCAAAGUUCUUCACUACAUCAACCAACUUGCAUUUGUGCCUAUGGAUUCACUGGAUUUCGAUGCGAGCAAACAACCGAAAAUAGGAUUUCUAAGCCAAGUGAAAAUGAUUCGAAUUCUGAAUCGAAAAUCGAAAAUAUUAAAUUUCCUAUAAAAACUGAAUCAAAUAUCAAAUCAUCUGGUCAAUCAACUUUAUACAUUGUUAUUUAUACCGUAUUCAUUAUAUUAGGUAUUGUUCUAUUCAGUUUCUGUUUGGUUCGAUUACAAUAUUCUUUAAGGAAAAAGAUGCAAAGUGAACUGGCAUUUCAACAUCGUCGUAUUCAUGAAAAUAAUCUUUCCAUUGAUGUGCCAAAUGUUGAAAUAAUGAACCCGGUAUUUAGUAUGAACAAUUUAACACCAACUGAAUUAUCAACAACUACGGAUACCCCAACAACAUCGGUGGUUGAAGUAUUGAUCACUGGCAACAAUCCAGCUACAUCAUCUGAAAAUCAUCACAUCCUUGAUGAUGAUUUUGAUAAAGAUGAAAUGAUUGUCGAUUAUAUGAAUACCAAUUUUUCGAAUCCAAUUUAUGAAUAUAAAAAGAUAAUCAUCGAUAGUAACAAAACUGAUAACCUAGAGGAAACGGAAAAUUUAUUGGAUAAUUCUUGAAAACAAAAAAAUGCCAUUUAAUUAUUUAUUCAAAUUUAAAUUUAUUUUUUUUGUGUUUUAUUUCGGUUUUGUUUUUGUACAUACGCUUAAUUUGUGAUAUUUUUUCCAUUUUUUUCAUUUUUUCUAUAAAAAUACUCAUUCAAUAAAUAAAAAGACCAUAAAUUGGCAUCUAACAUCAUCA
Dermatophagoides pteronyssinus (European house dust mite) is the source of this 15473-nucleotide messenger RNA. It is a transcript of the gene LRP1, whose product is annotated as LDL receptor protein 1. Gene Ontology annotation, cellular component: plasma membrane; signaling receptor complex. Gene Ontology annotation, molecular function: calcium ion binding; protein binding. The record is from RefSeq and is a predicted model, not a curated record. NCBI's taxonomy places the organism in Eukaryota, Metazoa, Arthropoda, Arachnida, Sarcoptiformes, Pyroglyphidae.